CCUCCCGCCCGCGGGCCCCGGGCCCUCCUGGGUUGCCAGGGAGGGGCAGUCGGACCCCCCCUUGGUCGGGAUCCCCGACAGAAAAACCUCACCCCCCACCCCAUCCCCACCUUCCCUAUCCCCAAAGGGGAGAGCCCCUAACCGCCCCCCUCGACCCCAAGGCUGAGGACCAGACUCCUGCGUCCCAUUUCCAGUGCCCUGAGGGUUGGGUCCACACCAGCCUCCAAAACUUCACUCUGCAGCCUCUGACAUCUACAUCGCCCUAAUGAUCUCCCUCUACAAGGGAUAACACCACUGGCCCAGGUUUGCCCAGAUGCAACCAAAACAGAAAAAAACUCCUCCAGGAAGCCUUCCCAGAUUGACCCUGCCUGUUAAUUGUCUUCUGAGCACCUUCGCCCUACUCUCUCCUAAUUUCGGAUCUUCUGCGGGCUGCUGCAGCUGGGGGACGCCGAAGUCCUCGCAGAAGGUGGGAAAGGCCCAAAGUCCAGUUGUUGAGCCGACAGAAGUCAUGAUCACCAAGGCAUUCUGAAAUUCCCACGGCAGAGGGUCACCCUGACCCUCAAGAGGAGAAGGUAGAAAUGCCUGAAAUCCGGGGUCCAUCGGAGCCCCUGGGCCCAGAGGAGGCCCUCAGCCUUGGGCAACGGGCUCCGGAGGAGACCCUUUACCUGGAAGAACACCUUUACCCAGAGGACAACUUCUUCUUCGAAGACGACACUUUCCUAGGGGAGAACUUCACCCCAGAGGCCUUCUUCCCCGGAGAGCCGCUCUACCUGCAGGAGACCCUCCACCUGGAGGAAACCCCCAUCCUGGGGGAGACCCCCCAUCUGGAGAUCCCCACCCUAGGGGAGACCCUCCACCUGGAGGAGACCCCCGUCCCAGAGGAGACCCUCCAUCUGGAGGAGACCCCUGUCCCGGAGGAGACCCUCAUCCCGGAAGAGACCCUCCACCAGGAGGAGACCCCUACACCGGAGAAGACCCUCCACCUGGAGGAGACUUCCACCCUGGGGGAAACUCUCCAACUGGAAAAGCCCCCCACCCCGGGGAAGGAGGAGGAGGAGGGGGGCCUGAGCCCGGCGGAUCUGGAGCUGAUGGAGCUGCGUUUCGAGGAGUGCAUCGAGGCGGUGAGGGGGCUGGAGGAGGAGCGGGAGGAGCUGAUCCAUCAGCUGGUGGCUCUGCGGGAGCCGGCCCUGCGGGAGGUCCAGCAGGCCCACCUGGCCAUCCUCAGCGCCUACAAGCAGCAGGCCCAGGUGGAGCUGGAGCGGGACGGCCUGCGGGACCAGAUCUGGGCCAUCAAGCAGAAGCUGUUCAAGGUGACCAAGGAGUGCGUGGCCUACCAGUACCGGCUGGAGAGCCGGCGGCAGGACGUGGCCCAGGCGGCCGCCCAGCGGGAGGAGCUGACGGGCCGGGCGGCCCAGCUGACUGAGGAGCUGGCCCAGCUGCGGGCCGCCUGCCGGGAGGAGACGGAGCAGGCCCGGAGGAGGCUGGACGCGACCCCGGCCCCUGCGGACGGUCACCUGCUGCAGGAGAGCCGCCGCUUCUCCAGCCAGUUCGAGAGCUUCCUGGCCCAGAGCCGCCAGGGCCUGGAGGAGCAGUACGAGCCCCAGCUGGUGAGGCUGUUGGAGCGGAGGGACACCGGGGCCCAGGCGCUGCAGAAGACCCGGGCCGAGUUGCAGGGCGUCCGGGAAGCCCUGAGCCCACUGCGGGGAGAAGCUGAGCGGCUCCGCUUGCAGAACCGCAGCCUGGAGGAGCAGAUCGCCCUGGUGAGGCAGAAGCGGGACGAGGAGGUGAUGCAGUAUCGGGAGCAGAUGGAGGAGAUGGAAGAAAGGCAGAGGCAGCUGAAAAACGGGGUUCAGGCCCAGCAGCAGAAGAACGAAGAGAUGGAAAAGCUGAGGAACAGCCUAACCCAGGAGCUGUCUGCCUAUAAAGGCCGACAGCUGAGAGAAGGAAACCGGCUUUGUGUUUCUGAAGGGCCACCCUCUCCAAGAGCCCGGGCCAGCCCGAGUCGCCCACGGGCCAGCCCGAGUCACCCACGGCCCAGCCCGGUGGAGUUGGGAGCGAGUCUCAAGGGGCUGCCUAGAAACCUACGGCCAAAUCCUCAACCUAGAAACAAAGGACAACCAAAGCUGUUAGCGACGGAGUUUCAGGAUCCCUGUUGGAAAUGUUUCUUUUGUGGCAGCGAAGGAACUUGCCCUCACCAGCCCAUCCUAGAAAGGGCACAGGUACUGGGGCCGACUCAUUUCAAAAGGAUUCGCGGCAGCUUCCUGGGAGCAGAACCCCAGACGAUCCUUGGUUUGGUUCUGGUUCGUAGGGUGCCGACAUUGCUCUCCAGUAGCAGAGAACGGGAGGAUUUAUCUGCUGUUCCCCUGGGGGGAGCAGAAAGGAAUCACGUACCCACUGGCAAAAGGACACUUGUGAGAGGAAUAAUAGGUGUCUGCCUUGCAGUGUUUUGGAAAGUAUAUCUUGCCUUAUUUUACUAUUCAAAAACAGCAGAAGCUUGCCCCAAGCAAAAAUGUCAAUGAGGGAGCCAAUUUUAAUUAAGUGGGGCUUUUUAGUUGGAUUUUUUUUCUGUUUCACAAGUGUUUGCCUUUAAAUAGAACCCUCUUUGAAAGUUGGGUGUUUUGAAGGGCUCAGUUGUAUUCCGUGGUGCACUUACAAGGAAAAUACAGAAUGGUAUUCUUAUUUCCGUCAA
This is a messenger RNA of Ornithorhynchus anatinus (platypus), 2689 nucleotides long. It is a transcript of the gene SYNC, whose product is annotated as syncoilin, intermediate filament protein. NCBI's taxonomy places the organism in Eukaryota, Metazoa, Chordata, Mammalia, Monotremata, Ornithorhynchidae. The transcript has 9 exons. The record is from RefSeq and is a predicted model, not a curated record. Gene Ontology annotation, cellular component: intermediate filament. Bases 579 to 2519 code for a protein of 646 amino acids.